Molecule: messenger RNA, 2222 nt
Organism: Bactrocera tryoni
Lineage: Eukaryota; Metazoa; Arthropoda; Insecta; Diptera; Tephritidae
Gene: pnut
Product: protein peanut
Exons: 1
Coding region: 237-1817 (526 amino acids)
Biological process (GO): cytoskeleton-dependent cytokinesis; cilium assembly
Cellular component (GO): microtubule cytoskeleton; septin ring; septin complex
Molecular function (GO): molecular adaptor activity; GTP binding; GTPase activity
Source: RefSeq, a predicted model, not a curated record
CAUUUCAGUGCGCGUUCGAAUUUUGUUGACACAAAUUGACAUACAAAAGUGGGAUAUACGAAAAAGGCACAAGCGAAUUGUAAAAAAAAACUCAUAAAACGUAAAGGAAGAAAAAUAGGUGUGACAGCGCGUUGUGAAGAAAAUACAUAAUAAUCGAAUAAAUUUGUGCAAAACUUAUAUUAAAUUGUGUAGUAGGAACGCGUUGAAAUAGUUGAAACGCGUGAAAAAGUUGCAGCAUGCAAAGUCCGAGAACGAAUGCAGUCAAUGGAGCAAUACAGUCGCUGCCCAGUACAUUGGCUCAACUCGCGCUAAGGGAUAAACAGCCUCCGCAGCUGCCACAGACACAGCCACCAAGCGUGCCCAACAAGAGUCAUCUGGUCGAAGGCACCUCGGCCACCAAUGGCGGUGGAGGCGGUGUAGGUAGCAAUGUAGCUGGCAGCGGCGUUGCCGAUUCGAACAAAGUGACCACCGAGCUGCAGGAGAAGGAAAACCAAAAUCAACUACAGCAGAAGCAGAAACCGCCACUGCCUGUGCGCAACAAACCAAUGGAAAUAGCGGGUUAUGUCGGCUUCGCCAAUCUGCCAAAUCAAGUUUACCGUAAAGCGGUAAAACGUGGAUUCGAGUUUACAUUGAUGGUUGUGGGUGCUAGUGGAUUAGGCAAAUCAACAUUGAUCAAUUCCAUGUUCUUAGCUGAUAUAUAUAAUGCGGAACAAUAUCCUGGUCCAUCACUACGCCGCAAGAAGACUGUUGCCGUAGAAGCUACGAAGGUGCUUCUCAAAGAGAAUGGUGUAAAUUUAACGCUCACUGUAGUUGACACACCUGGCUUUGGUGACGCUGUCGAUAACACAAAUUGUUGGGUUCCCAUACUUGAAUAUGUUGACAACAAAUACGAGGAAUACUUGACUGCUGAGUCACGCGUCUACCGCAAACAGAUUCCAGAUAAUAGAGUACAUUGCUGUUUGUAUUUCAUUGCGCCAUCCGGACAUGGUUUGCGACCAUUAGACAUCGCUUGCAUGCAGAGUCUCUCUGACAAAGUGAAUCUCGUGCCCAUCAUAUCCAAAGCGGACACAAUGACACCAGAUGAGGUGCAUCUAUUCAAAAAACAAAUUCUCAAUGAAAUUGCACAGCACAAAAUUAAAAUAUACGACUUCCCUUCCACUAUCGAAGAUGCAGCCGAGGAGGGAAAAACAGCACAGAAUUUGCGCGUACGCGUGCCAUUUGCUGUUGUGGGUGCCAAUUCCAUAAUUGAAAUGGAUGGCAAGAAAGUACGUGGCCGGCGUUAUCCUUGGGGUUUGGUUGAAGUGGAAAAUCUAGCUCAUUGCGACUUUAUCGCGCUACGCAACAUGGUUAUACGCACACAUUUACAGGAUUUGAAAGAUGUUACCAACAAUGUGCACUACGAAAAUUAUCGUUGCCGCAAAUUAUCUGAGCUUGGUCUAGUCGAUGGCAAAGCACGCUUAUCAAAUAAAAACCCCUUGACACAAAUGGAAGAAGAAAAACGCGAACAUGAGCUAAAAAUGAAGAAAAUGGAAGCCGAAAUGGAACAAGUGUUCGAUAUGAAAGUGAAGGAGAAAAUGCAGAAAUUGAAGGAUUCUGAGCUUGAGUUAGCGCGACGUCACGAGGAACGCAAAAAAGCGCUGGAAUUGCAAGUGCGAGAGCUUGAGGAGAAGAGGCGCGAAUUCGAGCGAGAAAAGAAGGAAUGGGAGGAAGCUAAUCAUAUCACACUUGAGGAAUUGAAGCGACGCAGUCUUGGCGCUAACAGUAGUAGCGACAAUGUUGAUGGCAAAAAGGAGAAGAAAAAGAAGGGACUGUUCUAAAUUUUAAAGCACUAAUCCUAGAAACAGUAUUCGAGUAACUAGAAACACACAAAGUAGCAGAAGAGAAGUUAAUGAAAAAAUCAAAGUAAAAGCAAAGCGAAGAAAGACCAGCUGAUGCGGGUGGCCGAGAAGGUAAUACGAUGACGAUAACGAUGAUGAUUAUAUGUAGACGAUGACGAUGUUCAUGACGAAUUGUGUUAAGUAAUAAAAUACCUAAAAUUGUAUUUAAAAUACUACUUUACAAAGCAAGCAACCGAAGCAAACACACAACCCUUAAAACGAUUCCCCAACCCCCUCAGCUAAUACACGAGUAUCGUUCAUACUCCUUGCAUUAAUUAUAACACUAUUACCUACUAUACAUACCUACAUAAAUAUAAUAAAAUAUAUAUAAUAAAGUCUUCUUUA